Messenger RNA from Drosophila erecta, 967 nucleotides. RefSeq lists its product as uncharacterized. The record is from RefSeq and is a predicted model, not a curated record. The coding region runs from base 41 to 967 and encodes 308 amino acids. Lineage: Eukaryota; Metazoa; Arthropoda; Insecta; Diptera; Drosophilidae. The transcript is spliced from 2 exons.
UGACAUAAAUCUACUUAAAACAGCAACACAAUUCGAAAAUAUGAACAGAAACAAGCCACUCAGGCUAAUUGAUCUCUCCAAAACCGAAACCAAAACCGAAACCGAAUGCGAUACAAAGCCGAAACUAACCUUGAACCGUCUAAGUCGCAUUCCAAUACAAUGUCCCCUGGAAACCUGUCCUGCCACCAUUUGCAAGCAGGACUUACUGUACCAUUUGACAUCCCAACACUUGCGAUCGCACGUGAGGAAGCACUUGCAACUGGCCUUCGACGGAGAACGCUGCACCCUGGUCUUUGAUCCUUCGCAACUGCUGGCCAUGCAGACCAUAUGUCUGGGAGUGCUUCUCUACGGCGGCGAGCGUGGAGGGCAGGAGCCAUUGCCCGGAGCACGGGAAUUCAGUCACCGGAAUCGAUUGCCACGCCAUUCGGAGCUGGAGCCGCUGCAGGACUAUCUGCCGGUCAUGGUGCUGGUGAGGAAGACUGGUUUCCUGGACUGGGUAUUGCCCGACAGGAAUGUGGAGUCGGACGAGGAUACACAUGGUUGUGCCAAAAGCAGGGUUGAAUGGGUGAGGCAUCUGGACUUCACAAGUGAUACCUAUCCCAAAUUCAGCAAGAACCUCCAUCGAGCUCGCAAUAGCGAGAAGUUCUGCGAUCUAAAGCAGCGUGAUAUAAGCGAGCACGAAAGGGCAGACCUCAGGAACUUGGACAUGUACACAAUUUGGACGCAAAGUGCGCCCUGCAUCCGACCACUCCGCGUUUGCAUGACCGUGUUCAAUCGCAGUUUGUCGGAUGGCCGGAGCGCCCUGGGCUGGGUGGCCAAUUCGGGCAGAGUUUACCCCGAAAUCGGUGGCAAGCAGCUGCCCAAGGACCGGCAUUCCAUGUGGCUAACGCAGCAGGAGCUGCAGGAGAUGUGUGGCGCAGAAUACCAUCUCCAGCUCGAGGUGAUCCUGAAUGUAUCAGUGGAAUAG